Molecule: messenger RNA, 630 nt
Organism: Symbiodinium sp. CCMP2592
Lineage: Eukaryota; Dinophyceae; Suessiales; Symbiodiniaceae
Source: the annotation of a GenBank genome assembly
AUGACACUCCAAGGCUUUGACAAGAACGAGACCAAAGGAGUCGGCAAGGGCAAGACCGCUUGCCCAAUUGACGCAAAGCAGACCCUAGCCAUGUUCCUGCACGAAGUUCAGAAGCUGAAGACGUUCAUCCUAGCACACACGGAAGACCCGCAGAUGGACAUGAUAGUGGCUGCCUACCACUUCUGCUCCAAGCUGGAGUCAGCCGUCAACUUCGCAAGAGAGACCCUGCUGCGGGCACGCCUGCCCCAGGUGAACCCUCCGACAACAACAGGCGACCCCACUGCGGCCGGGCUCUUCGAGGACCCCCUACCCGGUCACGUGCACUGCAAGCUCAUCUCCGCCGUGAGUGGCAACUUACUCUCCACAGUCAACCUACGCGGUGGGGAGCCGUACAUGCCGCAGGUGCCCUUCGCCCGGCUCGGCGACGCGUUGCAUGCACCAGGAUUCCAGCUCCUAGACCAGAAACCGCACGGCGUGGACGUCGUGUUCCCUGGUCCGGGCUUGGCCCCGGACCCAGGGCAGGUGGAGCUCCAGCUGAUGGCCUUGAGUACGAAGAACGCGGCCACGAUGCGGAUCUACGUGGCACAGGAGCCCUGCGUGAUGAACAUCAAAGUAAGCGACAGCUCCGAU